AUGGAUGAGCUUCUGUUACCCAGGGGUGAAGAGGAAGUGCGCUCGGACCAGAGUUCUUGUGCUCCGGGAGACACAAAGAGGACAAUGGGGGAGCGGAUCAAGUCCUUCUUCGUGGAUUCGGUGAAGGGAGAGCUGGUGAGGAACGUGAGGGAUUUCUGCAAGAGGAAUGGGCUGCUGACGCUGUCUGUGGUGGCGGUGAUUACCGGCUGCACGCUGGGCUUCAUGCUGAGAGGAACCCAGCUGUCCUCACAGGCCAAAAUCUACUUCUCAUUUCCUGGAGAGCUGCUGAUGAGGAUGCUGAAGAUGCUCAUCCUUCCUCUCAUCACAUCCAGUUUGAUGUCGGGGUUGUCGUCCAUGGAGUCUAAGGCUUGCUGCAGGAUGGGCGUCCUCACCGUCACCUACUACCUGUGGACCACCUUCAUCGCCGUGGUGGUUGGCAUUGUACUUGUCAUCAUCAUCAAGCCUGGCGUGGGGACAGAGAUGGACAGCAACCGGCUGGGCGGCGGCCCUGUAAUGACCUCAGCCGACGCCCUGCUUGACCUGAUCAGAAACAUGGUUCCCUCUAACCUGAUUGAAGCCACAUUCCAGCAGUACAAAACCGACCUGAUCCCCAUCCUCAAAGUCCCGACCAGAACCAUCACACCCAACUUUGUCUACGUUAUCCCUGAUGACAGCGACCCCAAUGGGCGCACAGUGUACCUGGAGCUGACUCCGCCCCCGGAGGUCAUGUACAAGACGAGUCCUGGCAGCAGUCAGCAGAUGAACGUGCUCGGCAUUGUCAUCUUCUCUGCCACCAUGGGUCUGCUGCUGGGCAGGAUGGGUGAGCGUGGAGCCCCUCUGGUCAACGUGUGUCAGUGCAUCAAUGAGUGCGUGAUGAAGAUCAUUAACGCUGCUGUGUGGUACUUCCCUUUUGGGAUUAUCUUCUUGGUAGCAGGGAAGAUCCUGGACAUGCAGGACCCGAGCACCCUUGGGAGGAAGUUGGGCUGGUACGGCAUCACCGUGCUGGCCGGCCUCUUCGUGCAUGGCCUCAUCCUCCUUCCUCUGUUCUACUUCAUCCUCACCAGGAAGAACCCGUUCAGCUACAUCCGCGGGCUGCUGCAGGCCAUGGUGAUCGCUCUGGCCACUUCUUCCAGCUCUGCCACACUUCCCAUCACCAUGAAGUGUCUGUUGGAAAACUGCCAUGUUGACCGGCAGAUCGCUCGCUUUGUUCUUCCCGUCGGAGCAACAAUCAACAUGGAUGGAACAGCUCUGUAUGAGGCUGUGGCGGCCAUCUUCAUCGCUCAGGUCAAUGACUAUGAACUGGACUUUGGGCAGCUGGUCACCAUCAGCAUCACAGCUACAGCAGCUAGCAUUGGUGCUGCUGGGAUCCCCCAGGCCGGCCUGGUUACUAUGGUGAUUGUGCUCACCUCAGUGGGUCUGCCACCCGAUGACAUCACUCUUAUAGUGGCCAUCGACUGGAUCCUGGACAGAUUUCGCACCAUGAUCAAUGUCCUUGGAGACGCUCUGGCAGCAGGAAUCAUUGGACAUCUUUGCCGCAAGGACUUUCCUCUGAGUGGGACAGGAAAGGCGAUGCCGUCGUACGGGACACAAAAUCCCCACAACAACUCCCACAGUAUGGACGUGCCUUUGACAGAGAUCCACACGCACAAAGACUGCAUGUUUGAGAUGACAGGAGACUCCAUUGGCCAGGGGCACGCACACACCGUCUAUUACAACAUCUGUCAGGUGUAAAGGCCUGGAGACUCAGCAAAGCCUGGCAGAGUUCUGCCAGACUCACCGUGCCAACAGAACUCGACUCCUUUGAGUCAAGAACCGUGGUUCUGCCAGGUCUCUGGGGCUCAGAGGUGGAAGCAGACUGGGAUGUCAGAGGAUUAUCUGAUGACCCGAAAGUGAUACAAAAUCCUGCAGGAACAGGAUGUCGCUAACUUGAACUAAAGGAGAAUGGCCGUGUUCUUCACCUGCUUCACCACCUUAACACACUGAAAGAAAGUCUGCCACACACUACGCCAUCUACUGGUACAAAAAAGAGAGGGAUUGAGGAAUGGAGGAACUGUCAUUCAUUCAACCUCCCAAACAGUCUGUAUAGUUUAUGAUGGCGUCCAUCCAGCCUCUUUCUUCCUCCACAGAAAAGAACCCGACUUCUCACCUGCCUCUCAGAGUCUGGUUUAAACUCUGUCCUGAAAAGAUAAAGGUGAAGAAAGAGUCA
Molecule: messenger RNA, 2206 nt
Organism: Oryzias melastigma (Indian medaka)
Lineage: Eukaryota; Metazoa; Chordata; Actinopteri; Beloniformes; Adrianichthyidae
Product: excitatory amino acid transporter 5-like
Exons: 11
Coding region: 1-1731 (576 amino acids)
Biological process (GO): L-glutamate transmembrane transport
Cellular component (GO): plasma membrane
Molecular function (GO): neutral L-amino acid transmembrane transporter activity; glutamate:sodium symporter activity; L-glutamate transmembrane transporter activity
Source: RefSeq, a predicted model, not a curated record